Molecule: messenger RNA, 915 nt
Organism: Glarea lozoyensis ATCC 20868
Lineage: Eukaryota; Fungi; Ascomycota; Leotiomycetes; Helotiales; Helotiaceae
Exons: 1
Coding region: 1-915 (304 amino acids)
Source: RefSeq, a predicted model, not a curated record
AUGGUGCCUGCAAAUAGUUCAAAGGAGACUACCAGCCCGCCAACUGAUUCCGAACUUCGCGCGUCUUCCAGUACAAAACUUAUUGAAAACGUCCGAAGAAAUUCUGAAGACAUACGAACAGCUUGGCAAGCAGAAAUGUCAAGAAAGAGCUCGAUAAGUUCCACAGGGGCCGCUCAGGAUCAAUCUACACAACCGCCCGCGGAUACGAUCGAGGCAGUCAGCUGGCAACAUCUAUUCCCAUUUGUGAAUCAGGGAUCACGCUCAGGCCGACCGCUAAUACCUUCCCAGCAGCCAUCUAUACCGGGAGGGCUACCUAAUGAGUUUCAAGCUACACCUGUACUCCCGCGUGUUCCAAUCCCAGGUGAUAUGGAUCAAAUCCAGGGUCUGAGCAAUAGACCUCAAGGACCGUAUAUCCAAGUUAUAAUGGCGGCAUUGGAGACAUAUCACGAUACUAACCCCCCUCCACGGGAACCCUCCCCCCCCCACGAGUGCUUUCUAGCAACCAUAUUGAUCGAGGGAUCCUCAGCUCUUCGAGCAAUCCACGUGGAUUUAUUGGAGGCAAUAAUCGUGGUGGAGUUGGAGCAUUUUCCUCUCGACAACAACCUGCUAUCCAGUUCCAACAGCAACCUGCUACCCAGACCCGACAGCAACCUGCUAUCCAAUUCCAACAUCAACCUGCUACCCAGACCCGACAGCAACCUACUAUCCAGUUCCAACAUCAAACUGCUAUCCAGUUCCAACAUCGACUUGGUAUCCAGAACCAAAACCCCAGUGGAGAAGAAAUUGCAGUCCGUGGUGGGGAAUAUUAUCGGGAUACAGAUGGCAACAGAAGAGAUUACAGGGACGGGAGAUGCUACAAAUUCGAAUACCAAUUUUAAGGUAAUUGUGACAAUGUCGAAAGUACUUGAAAAUUGA